AUGAACGACAGCGUUACUUUACGCGGCUGCAUUCUUAUGGAGCGCGGGAAUACGUAUGAUCUUCAUGAUUAUGAUAAAUCCGCAGCGGCCAUUGAAUUAGCCGUGGAAUGGGUCAAUCAGAAUGUGUUUCCCGCCAAUCUCACCAUGCAGACUAUUUACGUCGAUAUCGGAAGUCGAUGCUCGGGGAAACCGAUGGUAUUGUCGUAUGCCAUGGAUUUAUGGCAGAGAAAUAUUACUUGUAACGCGUAUUUCGGUCCCGGAUGCGGCACAGCUGCCGAGGUGUUGAAUGACUUUGCCGAAUAUCUUGGCACUCCCAUCUUUGGAAUGCCAGCCGCUAGUGUCGGAAUCAAAGCCCCAUUUGCGAAUUACAAACUGAUGAUCCGUGCAUCGGUGUCCCAUACAUCCAUGGCCUACGCCCUCAUCCGCUUUCUAACCUACUUUAACUACACUACACCAUAUUUCUUCCUUGAUACCUUCGGCACAUUCUACCGCGAAAUGCGUGUAUUGGUAUCAGCCACUUUUUUGCGUCGAAAUCCAGAACUAUAUUAUGGAUCCAAGGGCAAACGCUUCGACAGCUCCAUAACUACAUAUGAAGAUUACAGACGCUAUCUGCGGGCGGUGAUGGCAGUUUCGCGAGUGGUAUUUAUCAUGGCAAACGCUUCCACGGUUCGCCAGAUAAUGUUAGCGGCACUAGAUGAAGGAAUGACAUCAGGAGACUACGUUUUUAUUGCUGUGGAAUAUUUCGCAAGCGAUUUCUGGGGAAGAUUCACGUGGAGAUUUGACGAUGACCGUGAUGAGGAUGCACGCACAGCGUUUCGCACGCUCCUCUUACUAUCCAUACGAUCACCGGUGGACAGCAGUCUGAACACGUUUUGGAGCAACGUUAAAAGGCGGUCUAGAAGGGAAAACUUUUACCGUUUCAGCGCAAAUUCAGUUCCGGACAUGAUGGCUGUGAACUCGUACGAUACCAUCUACCUUUAUGCCAGUCUCGUUGUCACACUGCUAUCACGGGGACAAGACUUCCUUAACGGCUCGCUAAUUGCCGCCACCGCCAGUAACUUCACAUUCUUCAGCGUACCGCAAAGCCGUGUCUCCAAACUGGACGAAAACGGCGAUCGCAUUUUAACAUAUGCGUUUCGCAAUCUGGAUCCGAACAGCGGCCAAUUUAUUGAUUUGUACAUUAUUCCAUCCACUUUCGCUGGUGUGUUUCCGCUCGGCGUUCUGUACUGGCCCAAUGGUGACACGCUACCGCCAAACUCUCCCUUCUGUGGAUUCGAUGGAAAGGCGGCCAGGUGUCAAGCAGUGCAGGCCUCCACGAUGCCGACGAUUGCCGGAUCAGUGAGCGUUCUGGUGGUUCUAUUGAUACUGAUCCCGAUUGGAGUCUGCACAUAUAUUCAAAAAACUAUUGCCGCCAAACGUGAUCCUUAUUGGUGGAGAAUUUACCGACGGGAACUAGCUCUGGUUGUGGAUGAUGGAUCAAUCAUCGCGGACGACUAUCGUGCCGUUGGAAGGGAUAUGGGUGGCACCAUUGGGCAUCGCGAACGCUCGGUUACGUUUACCGAACCGAUGGAGAAAUCAUUUUCCGGAAAAGAUGACUUGGCUCAACUGGAUGCAGUGGCCCGAGCGUAUUUUGCGCUGCCUGUAAUAUACCGUUCAAAUCCAGUCGGACUGGCGGAUCUGCCGCAGCCCAAACACAAAGCGUCACCGCGGAUAAUAAAGAGCGUCAAACCGCUAAAAACACUGCACCAUACAAAUCUCCAUAAUUUUAUUGGAAUCGUGCUCAGCGACGACAAUGUGUGUCAGUACACCGUUGGUGAGUUAUGUCAUCGCAGAACACUGACUAGUCUGCUCCUGGCGGAAAGCUUUCCGCUUGAUCAAGCCUGCAAGAAUUCCCUAAUCAUGGAUAUUGUCGAUGUGGGUUGA
Molecule: messenger RNA, 1923 nt
Organism: Paramacrobiotus metropolitanus
Lineage: Eukaryota; Metazoa; Tardigrada; Eutardigrada; Parachela; Macrobiotidae
Product: atrial natriuretic peptide receptor 1-like
Exons: 10
Coding region: 1-1923 (640 amino acids)
Cellular component (GO): membrane
Molecular function (GO): signaling receptor activity; peptide hormone binding
Source: RefSeq, a predicted model, not a curated record